AUGGAUUUGGAGUACCUUGCCUCAGUAGGCAUACUGGGUUACCAGUCUGGACUGUGGCCUUCGCCCUGUGAAUCUCAGCCCUCUGCAGCCGGGGCAGAGAACGAGGUUGACAUUGCAGAGCAGGACGAGCUGUUUAGCUCAGGGGAGGUCAGGAUCCCCUCGGCUUUGAACAAUGUGUUCUUUCAGAUUGACUUCAGCUUGGCUUCGGUGGCACCACCGAGCUUCGCGGCAUGUGUGUUGGCGCUGAACCGUCAUGGCCUGCCGCUCUCCAAGGAGCUCUCUCUAGACAUCGACGACAUGGAUAUUUCGGCCAUCGCUGAGGUCCUCAGCGUUUUUGGGCAGCUGCAGCAGCUGCAAAGGCAUUGCUUCCUGGCUGCUACUGGCCUUCCGCCAAUGUUUCGACAUGUACCGCCUGCAGCGUCAUUGUGCCGUAUCUUCGCCAUGGCCCAGGUUCGCAGGUGCAAAGUGCACUUUCAGCACUCAAGUUCUGAAGAAUUCGUUUGCUCUUACUUUGAUGCAAUGUGCGAAGACUUGCAGGUCUCUGCCAGAGACUUCGAGGGGCUCUAUACCCUCACAGAGGUGCUUCCGUCAGUGUACAGUGUGCAUACCGAUUCUCGGCUCGUUCUUGGCAGCACAUUCUUACGAUUCCAAGAAUACUACGAAUGCCCAAAUCCCGAGAUACGGCAUCAUGCCUUCGAAUUUAAUCAGUUCAAGACGUGGUACGUCCAGAAAAACCGCGGCGGCUUUGACUACUACCUCCAGUGGCCGGGAUUCAACAUACCAAGUUGGGUGCUGGAUGAUGCGCGAGCUGGAAAGCUUGGCUCACCUUUGCGACCGCAGGAACUGCCUGCAGGGCCUUUUCAUUGGCCAUCCACCAAUGAUGAGAGGGAUGGCCCCCUGCUUUCUUAA
Messenger RNA from Cladocopium goreaui, 909 nucleotides. NCBI's taxonomy places the organism in Eukaryota, Dinophyceae, Suessiales, Symbiodiniaceae. The record is from the annotation of a GenBank genome assembly.